Messenger RNA from Prunus avium (sweet cherry), 872 nucleotides. RefSeq names its product transcription factor MYB1-like. The record is from RefSeq and is a predicted model, not a curated record. Lineage: Eukaryota; Viridiplantae; Streptophyta; Magnoliopsida; Rosales; Rosaceae.
GAGAUGCACGUACGUAAGAAUCUUUUUAUAUACAUACAUUUGUCUGUAUAUCAUAUAGAGACCCUUUAUUAGACAGGUUGUGUCUGGAGGCUUCGAGAAGUGUGCACGACGUAUCCCCACAAAAUGGAGGGUAAUAAUUUGUUGAGAGUGAGAAAAGGUGCAUGGAGUAGAGAGGAAGAUGAACUUCUCAGGCAAUACAUUCAACAGCACGGUGAAGGAAAAUGGCAUCAGGUUCCUCUCAAAGCAGGCUUGAACAGAUGCAGGAAGAGCUGUAGACUGAGGUGGUUGAACUACUUGAGCCCAAAUAUCAAAAGAGGAGACUUUACAGAAGAUGAAGUGGAUCUCAUGGUUAGGCUUCGAAAGCUUUUAGGAAACAGGUGGUCGUUGAUUGCUGGAAGACUUCCUGGAAGAACAUCAAACCAUGUGAAAAACUACUGGAGUACUCGACUAAGGAAAAAUAUGUCUUCUGGGUCCGAAAAAGAUAAAACCCUAGAAACAACAAAGACAGUAAUAUUAAGGCCUCAACCACGAACCUUCUCCAAAAAGUCAAAUUGUUUGAGCAGCCCAGCUCCAACUUUACAGCAUAUUCAAUUACAAGAGAAUUUUAACUGGCCAUUGCCAUCAUCACCACCUAUAGAAAAUGGAAUUGAUGAGUGGAAAAGCCAGUUAGCUGAUACGAACAGUGUUGAAAGAGAAAUGUGUUCUGGUUUUCAGUUGGAGGAAGAUUUCUUCACAAACUUUUGGGUUGAAAAUAUAGCCCAAAACACAGGAACUGGUAUAAAUUCUGCAGACGAAGCCCUGCUGAGUAACAGUGACUUCUCUUUUCCUCUUUGGAAUUUUUCAAAAGAAAAAUAGAGAGAGAACUAAGGUUC